CUUUUCGUCCCUCUUAUUUGACCAUUACAGUGGGCUGAGAGCCUGAGACACACAGCACUUCCCAUCCCUCUUAUUUGAACCAACAAUACAUUAUUUAAAAAAAAUCUAGAUCCUUUGCUCUUCAAUAAAACCCACAUCGUUGAUUCUUUUCGGUAGACUUCAUUUUUUAUCAAACCCAUUUUCAGAUAUAAAUUUGGGAUAGGGUUUUGUGUUCUUAUCAGAGAAACAGAGAUGGGAAGUUCAGAGUUUUCAUGGAAAUUGGCGGAUCAUCCAAAGCUGCCCAAAGAUAAGAUUUUGGCUAUGAUAGUGCUUGAUGGUUGGGGUGAGGCCAAUCCUGACAAGUACAAUUGUAUCCAUGUUGCUGAAACUCCCGUCAUGGAUUCCCUCAAGCAGGGUGCACCAGACAAGUGGAGGUUGAUUAGGGCUCAUGGAACAGCUGUUGGGCUUCCAUCAGAGGAUGACAUGGGCAACAGUGAAGUUGGUCAUAAUGCUUUGGGUGCAGGCCGUAUUUUUGCUCAAGGAGCGAAGCUUGUUGAUAAUGCUCUUGCCUCUGGAAAAAUCUUUGACGGUGAAGGUUUUAAUUAUAUUAAGGAGACUUUUGAAACAGGCACGUUGCACCUCAUUGGGUUGCUGAGUGAUGGAGGUGUACAUUCUCGGCUUGAUCAGUUACAGUUGUUAUUGAAAGGAGUUUCUGAUCAUGGUGUCAAGAGAAUCCGUGUUCAUAUUCUUACUGAUGGGCGUGAUGUCUUGGAUGGUUCUAGUGUUGGCUUUGUAGAAACCCUUGAGAAAGAUCUUGAAUUGUUACGGGGUAAAGGUAUUGAUGCACAAAUUGCAUCUGGUGGUGGUCGCAUGUAUGUUACAAUGGAUCGUUAUGAGAACGAUUGGGAGGUUGUGAAACGAGGUUGGGAUGCCCAAGUGCUUGGUGAAGCCCCAUACAAGUUCAAGAGUGCCGUUGAGGCUGUCAAGACAUUGAGGGCGGAAACCAAGGCUAAUGACCAGUAUUUGCCUCCUUUUGUUAUUGUGGAUGACAAUGGUAAGGCUGUCGGUCCAGUUGUUGAUGGAGAUGCUGUUGUAACUUUGAACUUCAGAGCUGAUCGUAUGGUUAUGCUUGCAAAGGCAUUGGAAUAUGAAAAUUUUGAUAAGUUUGACAGAGUUCGAUAUCCAAAAAUUCGCUAUGCUGGUAUGCUUCAGUAUGAUGGAGAGUUGAAGCUUCCUAGUCAUUACCUUGUUUCUCCACCAGAAAUCGAUAGAACAUCUGGGGAAUAUUUAGUUCACAAUGGUAUCAAGACAUUUGCUUGCAGUGAAACAGUCAAGUUUGGACAUGUCACCUUUUUCUGGAAUGGUAAUCGCUCGGGUUACUUCAACCCUGAAAUGGAAGAGUAUGUUGAAAUUCCUAGUGACAGUGGCAUUAGUUUCAACGUGAAACCAAAAAUGAAGGCUUUAGAGAUUGCCGAAAAGGCCAGGGAUGCCAUUUUGAGUCGCAAAUUCCAUCAGAUUCGUGUGAACCUACCUAACGGGGAUAUGGUUGGCCAUACUGGGGAUGUAGAGGCUACAGUUGUGGCUUGCAAGGCUGCUGACGAAGCUGUCAAGAUGAUUCUUGAUGCAAUUGAACAAGUUGGUGGAAUAUAUGUCGUUACGGCCGAUCAUGGUAACGCUGAAGACAUGGUGAAAAGGGACAAGAAAGGGCAGCCUCUACUCGAUAAAAACGGAAACAUCCAAAUUCUAACUUCACACACAUUACAACCGGUGCCCAUUGCAAUUGGCGGCCCCGGCCUUGCUCCUGGCGUUAGAUUUUGCACGGAUGUACCUGAUGGUGGUCUAGCCAAUGUCGCUGCCACGGUGAUCAACUUACAUGGACUUGAGGCACCCGGUGAUUAUGAGCCAACUCUUAUCGAGGUUGUAGACAAUUAGGCUACACAAUUUUUUCGGAAUUGGAUUGUUUUGUGAAAUUUGUUUUUGCUAAAGCCUAAAGGUAUCAUGCCAUAGGACUUGCUUCAGAUUUAAGGUCAAUAAGACCCUUCCAUUGCUAUAAAUGGAAGUCAUUUUGAGGUUUAUUAUUUCCCUCUUAUACAAGACACCUAAUAAUACAGCCCAUGGAGGGUGUUCCUUUUUUCCA
Messenger RNA from Amaranthus tricolor (Joseph's coat), 2116 nucleotides. RefSeq names its product 2,3-bisphosphoglycerate-independent phosphoglycerate mutase. Gene Ontology annotation, cellular component: cytoplasm. Lineage: Eukaryota; Viridiplantae; Streptophyta; Magnoliopsida; Caryophyllales; Amaranthaceae. The coding region runs from base 232 to 1911 and encodes 559 amino acids. Gene Ontology annotation, molecular function: manganese ion binding. The record is from RefSeq and is a predicted model, not a curated record. Gene Ontology annotation, biological process: glucose catabolic process. The transcript is spliced from 10 exons.